Molecule: messenger RNA, 2374 nt
Organism: Chiloscyllium plagiosum (whitespotted bambooshark)
Lineage: Eukaryota; Metazoa; Chordata; Chondrichthyes; Orectolobiformes; Hemiscylliidae
Product: E3 ubiquitin-protein ligase TRIM7-like
Molecular function (GO): zinc ion binding; protein binding
Source: RefSeq, a predicted model, not a curated record
AUGGAGGAAAUGGGCAUAACCGAGGAGCAGCCAACUUGUGCCUUCUGCCACUGCCCAUUCCCUGACUCUGACGCACUGCCCUGUGGCCAUUACCUUUGCUCCAACUGUAUCGAGGAUUCCCAGGCCAAGGGGAAAGCUGUGGGCAGACUGGACUGCCCGGUGUGUGCCAAUCCGUCGGUCUCGGAGCCCAGGCCGGACGUGGCAAGCCAGCCUGAGGAAGCAGCUGCCUCUGCCCUCACGGCCAAGCUCCCCUUACCUGGAGGGGAACUUCAGGUGGUGAGCGUAGGUGAGCCUGCGGCCAGACUUCCCAGCGAUCCGAUAGAGAGACAGUGCCGUGAACACAAGGAGCCUCUGGAGUUUUACUGUGAAGACGAUGGAGAGUGUGUGUGUGGGCCGUGUACAAUAACAGGCAAACACAAAACCCACUCCCUGCUCAGCUUGGAAAAGGCAGCGGCCGAGAUUAAGGGAAAACUACUAAGCAGCGUGAGGAGUAUUCUGCAAACUCAACAAAGUUAUCAUUUCAAAUACCAGGAUCUCCAAAAAUCAGAAGAUGAAUUGAAGAUGCAGAUCAAUCGGCUGCAAGGAAACAUAUCAAAGAAGUUCUCCGAGUGGAGGAAGAACCUGGAGGAGGAUGAAGAGAAUGUGCUGAAAAUGAUUGACGAGGAAGGAAUCCGACUGACGGCUCAGAGCAGCUACUGUUCUAAAACAUUAAAUGAGAAGAUGGAUUUGAUCAAAUUGAUAGAUGAUGAGGCCCAGAGUCUGACACAAGGCGAUCGUCUGUCAUUUUUCCAGAAAUCUAAACAGCUCCUUUCAAAGGCAAGAGAGCUUCAGAACCAAAAACCACUAAUCAAUCAGAGGGAUAUGUUGAACAUCCGUUCUAUAUCUGAACAAGUCAAGGUGCUGAUCGAUAAAUCGAUGGCAUAUUACUCGAUCAUACUGAACAUGAUAGGUGAAUGGGCACGGCUCACCCUGGAUACCAAAACCGCCUACUGGUUCUUGACCGUCUCUGAGGACGCCCGCUCCCUGACGUUCGGAUACGACCUACAGCCUUACCCGUCCAAUCCGGAGCGGUUCAGGACCCACCGUCAGAUUCUCUGCUGCCAGAGCUUCACCUCGGGUUAUCACUCCUGGGUGGUGCAGGCUGAAGGCAUUGCCUGGGGCAUAGGGAUCGCCUACGGGAGUAUAGCGAGGGAGGGAGAGAGCUCAGAUCUGACCAACUCCAACAAAGCUUGGUGCAUUCACCUGAAUCAUGGCACCCUCACAGCCAGUCACAACGGGCUACACACUGAUAUCAUCAAGGAGCCAUUGCACAACAGGUUCCAGGUUGAGCUAGACUAUGAGUCAGGCUGUGUGUCGUUUUACCAGGUGGGGGACACUCCCCAGCACUUAUACACAUUUCGGACCAUUUUUAGGGAGCCUGUAUUUCCCGCAUUCUCUUGUUUCUACAUUUCCUCCAUAAAACUGUGUUAAACACGAUGUUAGAGAGGAUUUUACAGCACAGUCUCAGGCCAAUCAGCCCAUCCAGCUCGUGCUGUUUAAUCCCUUCAUGAGACCUGUCCCACCUCAUUAUUUCCCAUCCCCUUUCACUGAAGUUAUCUAGUUUCCCCUGAAACGCAUCCAUGCCAUUCACCUCUUUGCCGCUCUCAAAAGAAACAAGCUUUCCCCUGAACUCACUACAGGAUUUAAUUAUUCGCUAUUUCACUCACAUUAACAGGUAGUGACAGUUGGAAACAUUCAGUGAGGCACAUCAGCCAGCGGUCACAAUCACAAGUGAAAGCAUUUUCUUUACAUCAAUCUUAUUAAUGUUUCCUUUCCUUAAUGUUAAGAAUAUUGUUUUUCUUAAAAAAAAAUCCAUUCUUGGGAAGUGAGUAUUUGUUGACCUUGCCUAAUUGAGCAGGCCAUGAUGAUGAACCGCCUUCUUCACCCUCUGCAGUUGAUACUCCAUUUUGUUGUCAUUUUAUACAGACCUGGGCCAUUUAAGAGGGAGGUAGAGUUAAGACUCAAAAACGUUGCUUUGCGUCUGGGAUCACAUUUAGGCCAGACAGGGUAAGGAUGGCAGAGAUAUACGGACAGAGCCUUUGGGAAGUUAUUUGCCCGACUUGACCAUAGGGGGCUAUUUGUUUAUGGGGCUAGGUUAAAGCCACGGUUUACCCACUUUUGGAUGAACUUAGAGUGAAGAUCACGAAUGCAGUUCAAAUUAUUCCGCAGCAAAUGGAGGUUGUUUUCAACAAGGCGUAUAAAUAGAUUCAACAAUGUAUUGUAAAACAUAGUGGUCAUGUUGAAGCCUAGAUAUUUGACCUAUAAUGCAUUGAAACCUUUUGAAUCACACUCACAUAUGCUAUUUACAGUUCACCACUAUUGUGUGUACAUCCAA